Molecule: messenger RNA, 5707 nt
Organism: Entelurus aequoreus (snake pipefish)
Lineage: Eukaryota; Metazoa; Chordata; Actinopteri; Syngnathiformes; Syngnathidae
Gene: svilc
Product: supervillin c
Exons: 33
Coding region: 501-5105 (1534 amino acids)
Biological process (GO): actin filament severing; actin polymerization or depolymerization; cytoskeleton organization
Cellular component (GO): actin cytoskeleton; cytoplasm
Molecular function (GO): phosphatidylinositol-4,5-bisphosphate binding; actin filament binding
Source: RefSeq, a predicted model, not a curated record
CAAUUUAAUACUAGCAACCUUUUAAUAAUUAUUAUAAUUAAUUAUGAUGAACCAGUGAUACAUUCUGAUUUAAAAAAGUUAUAUUGUCGCAGUUGUGAUUAACCAUGUGCCCGUAUUUCUUUUCCCGACUGUCUUUAAAUGCAACACCUCUAAACACAUAGGCCCCCUACUCUUCAGCUUGUUGCCGUUUAAAGGAGGUUAUUUCCCGGACGCAGUCAAUACUUUGAGAGCCAUCGAGUCUAUUUUUACUCUCCAUCCGUGAGUGCCACACGCCCCCCGGCCACGUCUCCCUCCUCCUGGCUACUUUUGGAGCGCCUCUUGACCGUCAACUGCUAGCUAGCUUGGCCAGGAGCUAGCCAGCUCACUCACGCCCACUUCUGCCCGCUCUCGCUGGACGUCGACCCUCUAUUGAUGGAUGUGUCUUGGAGUCCCAUGGGAGACACCUUUUCUUUGAGGCCCUUUUUAAAUGCUUUUUGAACUGAAUCCUUGAGAGGGACGCCAUGGAGGAGCUGGUCCUGGAGCCCAGGUCGGAGAGGAUCGCCCGCUACAAGGCGGAGAGGAGGCGGGAACUGGCCGAGCGCUUCGGCAACAUGGAGGACCUGACCCCCCAGCGGGUGAACAGAGAGGUGACGGACCCCCGCUCACAUGGCCAGGAAGUGAACGGAAAGAUGCACAGGGUCCAGAAUGGGUCGGACCCUCUUUCAGAAUCCACCGGCUCCACAGGGAAGGGUUCUCAGGACUGUGCCAACAUGCCAGGAGGGGAGGGGCACCAAGUCCAGCAGCUCCACACUCGGGUGUCAGUCGGCCAGCUGAGGAGUGCUCUUCUACAGCAGGCUGAAAGUGGUGAAGAGACGUCGGACAAAGCCUGUGCGGAUGACGGUCGAGCCACUUCCUCUCUGGACCUGGCGGUGAAGCCGGCCUCAGACGGGGCUCACCGCCGCCGCACCCGACGUUACUUCCCCGGCGGGUCGAGCGGCACCCGCAAGAACAACGAGCGUUUCAGGACUCAGCCGAUCACGGCCAAUGAGAUGGAGCAUACUAGCGGGCCGGUGGAUGCCGAGGAAGAGAAGAGUGAAGCAGACGUGAAAACAGACGAAAGAGCCCAAAUGAGCGUGGCGGCCAAGAUGUCUUUAUUUAAAGAAAUGGAAAAGACGUCCGCCCCAGAGGCCUCGGCCUUCCUCAAGCCUCGCUCGGGAAGCAUCUGCCACGAGCGUAGGGCACGCCGCGGCAAUGACCAUCGCUUCCUCACUCAACCAAUCACCUGCGAGGAAAUGGUGGCCAUCAGUUUGCCCCCAGCAGCACCAGAGGUGGCCGACCCUCCUCAGGCCGAGCCAUCAGAGGGCGACGACGAGGGCUGCAAGCUCAGCGUGAGCGAGAAGCUGGCACUCUUCAACAAACUCUCCCUGCCGGAGACACCAAGGCCUGCGCAAGGCGACGGGCCCCCGGAGAGGCGCAGGCAGAAGGGGGCCCGCUACCGCACCCAACCCAUCACGGUGGAGGAAGUCACCCUGCUCCAGAAAGUCCCGGUGCAGCUUCCCGCCUUGUGUUUGUCCUCUCAGCUGUCUGACAAACAGCAGUCCUCAUCCGUCAACCUAAAGCCCAGCGAGCUACGCCUCACUCAGUCCAAACCCGACAUCAGUCCCGUACAGGUUCCGGCCGCCGAGCAGGGGAUGCAGCGCUGCGACUCCGAACCCGGUCUGAGAGGGAUCCUCAAGCGGAGCCGCUCGGAGCGCUGCAGGACAACAUGCGCCAACAUGGACGCCCCUCAGAAACACAACGGCGCUGUCCCGCACGGAGACGGAGCAGGUGAGGCGAGGACAGACGGGCCGACGUCGCGGAGGGCGAGACGUGAGGCUUCGGGGGAGGAUGCAGGCCCCCUGAUGGCUGCCCCUUGGAGGCAGAGGCCUCGAAGCAGGCGGGAGACAAUCGCCUUCAUGCCAGCGCGACCGCUGUCACUACAUCUUCAUCAGCGGGAGGAGACACCACAUCAGAGGACGCCAGACACCACUACUUUCCUGGAACACACUGAAAGGCACAAUAAUGACGACGUCGCCGCCGCCCCAGUGAAUGGCAGCUAUGAAGUGCAGCAGAUGAUCAUCAGUGGCAAGGGAGAAAACUCUCACCCAGAGGGAGUGAAGCCUCAGUGUUGGGAGCCCGUCUUUUCCUCUGUCUUUUCUAGCAGCACACCUCAGUACGUCAUGUGUUUCAACCAGACCAACCAGUCCUUUGAAGCACAAGAGGUGGCCUCUCCAACGAAGAGUCCACCGCUGUGGAGAGAAAAGGUUGAAGAGGACAAUGACAACAACGGUCGGUCGAUUGAGGCAGAAGAAACGAGAGCCAUUGCAGCUCCAGAAUUAAACAGAAACCAACCCAGUUGUAACGAGACUCAAUCUACAGAAGCUUCACCUUGCACACUUGCGGUGACGUCUCACAGCGCUCCACCUUCAGCAGAUAACCAAGAAGAGAUGCCUCCCGAGAACGGCUUCUGCACCCGCCAAACCUCCUUAGAAGGGCGGGACCUGGACCUGCUCUGCCAGACCAACACUCCAAUGCUGACCUCAGCCGUCGCAGAGCAUCGUCGGGCCGUACGUCCGUCCCGUCGCACGCAGGGAUCCCGCAACCCUCUUCGGGCUCUGGCAGCCCGCGAGGACGUCAGGCAGGACUUCAUGGAACUCAACACAUCGUCGGAGGAGGCGGCAGUGUCAGAGAAGAAGUCAAAGAACUCCUCCUCAUCCUCGCCAGAUCCUCAGGAGUCUCAUCCACCCUUUACUAGUCCCAUGCUGCUUUUCGUAAAAGGAAGGCAUCACGUCCAGGUCCGCCUGGCCGAGCCCUCGGCGAGCUCCUUAAACAGCGGAGACUGUUUCCUGCUGGUGACCGCCGAGAACUGCAUCCUGUGGAGUGGAAAAUCGGCCAACGAGAAGGAGAAAGCGAAGGCUACAGAGUUGGCGUCUUUCAUUCAGAGCCACAAGGGCCUCGGCUGUCAGGCCGCCCGGGUGGUCCACCUGGAGGAGGGGUGUAACUGUGAAGGUAGCCUGGCCACUGACUUCUGGAGUGUUCUGGGCGGAAGGACAUCUUACAGAGAAAAACUGGAUGGACUUUGGGCAGCGGAGUCUUCACUAGAGGAGGAUGAGCUGUACGAGCGCGGCAUUGUGGAGUCCAACUGUGUUUAUAGGCUCUUGGAGAACCGUCUGAUACCUCACGAACAGGCCUGGUCCUCCAUGCCCAGCGUAAGCCUGCUGAAGUCCAGUGAGGCACUGGUGUUUGACUUUGGCAGCGAGGUGUACCUGUGGCUGGGAAAAGAGGUCCCCGCCAGCACCCGGAAGGUGGCGCUCCAGCUGAGUCGACAGGUGUGGGUCGGCGCCUAUGACUACAGCAAUUGUCGAGUCAACCCGCUGGAUCCCACGCGGUGCAGCGUCAGCACGCAACUGAGGGGUGAAGGGCGUCCCGGCUGGGCUCUGUUUGGCGUCCUCUUGGAGCACAAAGAGACGUGUCUGUUCAAAGAGAAGUUUGUGGACUGGACAGGAAGAGUCGAGGAAGAAGCUGUCCCAUUGACCAAUGACACUCAGACACCUUCCCUCUUAGUGGCCCCACCAUGUGACCCCCUACGGCCCUGCAACGCCACGGCUCUGGUGUCUGCCGAGGCCACGGACGAAGGAGUGACCCGCACCGUGCUGGCUGGUGUCGACGUUCAGAGGGGCUACGGCCCGGUCACGCUGGAAAGAGGGGAGCACGCAGAGCUGAGGACGACGGGUGUUGCCACCUGGCACGUCAAUGAGUUUGACGACUGCGAGGACCCCCUGGAGAGCACGGGACAACUCCACGAGGGCGACUCCUACGUCUUCCGCUGGACGUACAGCCUCAGCACCGCUGACGAGGACGAGGGAAAGGAAAACACAGCCUUCUUCUUGUGGCGAGGGCGCCAUUCCGCUGUGAGUGGACGGGAUACUGCUGCAUUUCUCUCUAUCGGGAUGAACAACAAUGAAGAGUCACAGGUUGUGGUCUGUCAAGGAAAAGAGCCCCCAUGUUUCCUGCAGCUCUUCCAGGGAGGUCUGGUCAUCCACAAAGGCCAAAGAGGGAUCGCCUCUGCUCCAACAGCAGAACAUGUCGAGUCGUGGCGCCUGUUCAGCGUUCAAGGGGAGCUACCAGACGAGGGCUCGUUGCUCGAGGUGGAGUGCUGCUGCGCGGCCCUGCGCUCCAGGGGCUCUCUGGUCUUGGUCAACAGCCAGCAACGGGCGCUCUACCUCUGGACUGGCUGUAAAGCUCUCGCUAGCUGUAGGGAGGUCGCCAAGAGAGCCGUGGAACGCCUGGCUCAAGCGUGUCCACCAGAACUGGGUCUCAGUAGUCAAAGCAGCCCAGUGAAGAUACAGGAAAUAGAGGAAGGCUCGGAGCCUGCAGAGUUCUGGGCGGUGCUGGUACACAUGGACAGGAAGGCCUAUGACUGCAUGCUGCAAGAUCCAGGUAAAUACAACUUCACUCCGCGCCUCUUCCACCUGAGCGCCUCCUCCGGAGGAUUCCUAGCCGAAGAGCUGCACAGUCCGUCGCGUCUGCCCGGUCUCGUCAUGGCCAUGCCCUUCGUCCAGGAGACCCUAUAUGCGGCGCCCCCGCCUGCUCUGUUUCUGCUCGACAACUGCAUGGAGGUCUAUCUGUGGCAAAGAACGCACCCCGUGCAGGAGCAGGGGCGGGCAGACAGCUGGCACAGCGAGAGGAAGUGCGCCAUGGAGACGGCGCUGCAGUACUGCAAAGAAGUCAACCCCAGACGGCCUCCACUGGCGUACCUCAUUCUGGAGGGCGAGGAACCUUUGACCUUCACUAAUGUGUUCCCUCGCUGGGAGAGGACCGUCGCACAGGGCAGCGCGAGACGCUCCAAGCUCACCCUGGUGCAGGACGCCCUGGCCCAGCUGGCGAGCACACAGUUUCCUCUGGAGCGGCUGCUGCAAAGACCCCUACCGGAUGGAGUAGACCCCCGACAGCUGGAGGUCUACCUGUCGGACCAGGACUUCAAGACUAUUUUGGAGAUGAAGCGAGAGGACUUUGCCUCCCUGCCCAGCUGGCAGCAAGCUGACCGGAAGAGAAACAAAGGACUGCUUUGCCAAAUAGACAAGUAAUGCGUACAUGACAAAAAAAAAAUUCAAGUAUAGUUCAACUUUAUUUAUGUAAUUCAUGGACUUUUUAAAGGCGCACAGACAGUAGAAGACAUAUUUCCUAUCAGUGACUCUCUACAAAUAACAGGUAGACCAUGGAGAUAAGUCAGUGAAGUAUUUUGUGGUGCAUGGGUGCUUGGAAAAAAUGGAAUAAACAAUAAUACAUAAGAAAAAAAAGGUGACCAGAUGACUCUUUACGUCUUUUAGAGACGCAUUCAGACUAUGCUUGAAUGAGGCGAGGCUGGCGGCCGUGUUGGAUGGCACGUGUUCCUCGUCAGGACAACAUGCUUUGUAGGGCAUUCAAUUGAUUGCACGUGGACUGUUAGGGUUGUCCUAGACCAGGGGUCUGCAACCUGGGGCUCUUUUAUCCCUCUGUUGUGGCUCCUGCUAGUUUAUUCUUGUGCGUACUGUAGUCACUACGCUGUCCCUUGAGGCACCAUCACGGGUCUUUCAAAGUUCUGCAGCAGCCAUCCAAUUCUAGAGGCAGUGUUUUCUAGUGAGAAACUAUGACACUUGUCAUGAUUUAGCUUGUUAGCUUCCUUUGUUGCUAAUAAACAACAGUCACU